Molecule: messenger RNA, 3195 nt
Organism: Patella vulgata (common limpet)
Lineage: Eukaryota; Metazoa; Mollusca; Gastropoda; Patellidae
Product: peroxisome biogenesis factor 2
Exons: 8
Coding region: 49-945 (298 amino acids)
Biological process (GO): protein import into peroxisome matrix
Cellular component (GO): peroxisomal membrane
Molecular function (GO): zinc ion binding
Source: RefSeq, a predicted model, not a curated record
CCCCUUAUAACAUCUUACAAAGGAAAUUAAAGUAAAAGUAGACAAAACAUGGUGGACAAUUCGGAGCCUGUGAAGGCACUGCGAGUUGGACAGUUAGACGCUGACGAGCUGGAUAAUGAAGUUUUAAAUUUAACAAAAUCACAGUUAAACCACGUUUUUAAAUAUCUUCAGACAGGAGUUUUUGCCAGAUAUAAUCCAGAAAUAAAUGCUCUAUUGAAGCUUGUCUUAUGGAAGUUUACAGUAUUUGCAUCUGGAGCUACGAUUGGUCAGCAGAUUUUGAAUAUUCAGUAUAGAGAUAAAACAAGCUUAUCAUGGAUUGGUCAAAGACAGAAAAUUAUGUAUGCUCUGUUAGUGAUUGGUUGUCCAUUGUUAAAAGAAAGGUCAGGGGAAAUAACUACGGGUCUUGGACUAACCAGAUGGAAGAAUGUGAUCAACAAAUGUUUAUCAUGGAUAGAAUCAACAAUAAAGCUAGCAACAGUUUUAAAUUUUUUAGUAUUUUUAAAUCGUGGUGGAUAUUUAUCACUGAUUGAGAGAAUAAUGGGUAUUCAGUCCAUGUAUCCACAACGACAAAGUAUCAGACAAGUUAGUUUUGAAUAUAUGACAAGGGAAUUGUUAUGGCACGGAUUCUCGGAAUUCUUAUUCUUCAUUCUACCACUGAUAAAUCUACAGAAAAUUAAAAAUACUAUAAAAAGAUUAAGUUUACGAAAGACAGUGCCAAGUAAACAGAACAUGACAAGAUCCAAUCAAAAUUUAACAAGUUGUGUUGUGUGUACAGAUUGGCCGAUUCAUCCCCACGAGAUCGGUUGUCAACAUGUGUUUUGUUAUUUUUGUAUUCAAAGUAAUUAUAAAGCUGACCCAGGAUUCACCUGUCCAUUAUGUAAUUAUCCAAUUACAAGUAAAGAUUGUAUAAAACCAUCAGAAAUACAGAUAAUGCCAGGCAGAUAAUACAAAUGGUUUUUAUAUCCAGAGGCAGAUAAUUCAGAUGGUUUUCAUAUCCAGAGGCAGAUAAUACAAAUGGUUUUAUAUCGAGAGGCAGAUAAUACAAAUGGUUUUAUAUCCAGAGACAGAUAAUACAGAUGGUUUUCAUAUCCAGUGUCAGAUAAUACAAAUGGCUUUUUAUAUAGAGGGUUGGGUGGGGUGAAAUUUUGCUAUUAAGAGUGUCAUUCAAUACGUUUCAUUGUCUGGGUCAGGGAUGGUAUUUCACCUGUAUAUUCCAGCCUUGUUCGACGCUAUUUUCCAAACGCCCAAAAUUGUCCGACCGGUAAUAUGCCCAAUCGGACAUCAAGACAUUGAAUAAUAUUCAAAAUUCCAAAAUUAAUAUAGUGUACUGAGUGUAUACCUACUACUGAACAUGGUUAUUGUUAAUAAUAGGAUGGAUUAAUUAGGUAAUUAAGUGAUCAAGGUAUUUAUCGUGUUAUACUGUCUAUACACCUACCUUGAUUAACUACUUAAUCUGCCUUGAUUGACUGACUUAAUCCUUUGUCGGAAAAUUCAUCAAUCUAAUUUUAAACAGAAAUCAUUGCUUCCCCUUUGUCUGACAAUUCAUCAAUCCAAUAAAUGCGAUUAUAAUUUUAAUCCACAUGUUUACCUUGUGGUGUCUCCAUUGUCUGGGUCCAUAGCGUGUUGGGUAGAAACUAUAUAUCUGCACAAAUGAUUUUAUAUCGAAGGGUUGGGUGAGGUGAAAUCUUGCAGUCAAGAGUGUAGUUCAAAAUGUUUCAUUGCUUUUGGACCCAUAUAGCGGGAUGAGUAGACAAUGAUUUUAUAUCAAAGAGUGGUAAGAAACUAAAUAUCUACAAAUAUGAAAGUUUACAUGGAAAUGAAGAAAUAUCCUAUGAAAGUAAAGACAAGGCCAAACAAAUUUGGAGUCUGUUCUUCAGGAAUACUUAUUAAAAUUUGGCUUCCGAUUCUUUAGGGGAGUGGGGGAAUAAUUUCAAAAUAAACAAAUAUACAUGGUUGCUCGUCUCAAAAGGAGGGGUUGGCACUAGGGACCGGGUAUCAUUCAGAUUUGAUGAAAAAAGGAAAGAAACUGAGCUUACCAUCUAUAAUCUAAUACACAUAUUCAGUUAAUAGAUUGCCAUGCAGAAAGUGUUAAAUACCAUCAAGAUUCAUCAAAAACCGCCCAGUUUGUGGUACAGUUUUGUUUGACAUCGGUUGUCUAGUUUAUGAAACUAAAUGGUCAUAAACUGGAUGACCAAUAUCAAAACUAAACUAAAUGGUCAUAAACUAGAUGACCGAUGUCAAAACUAAAUGGUGUUUCUUAAACUAAACGGUAGCACAAACUGGGCGUUAUUUGAUGAAUCUUGAUGGUAUUUAAUACAUCUCAUGACUUUUGACCAAAUCUGCAGUUGACCUUAAUAAUCAAACCUAACCCAGCUUUCAUUGUUAAAAUUAUAAGAGGCUAGUUAUGAGAUUUAACAGCUUUCUUUUCUGCAUCAACCAGGAUAAUGAAGAAGGCAUCCAACAUGUUAUAAGGGAAAGCUUGCCCUGACAGUGGUAUUGGAACCUACUCUGCAUCAAAUUCCGAAUGCCAUGGCAUCCUUUAUGUGCAUGGUAAUGAGUAAACAGGUGGACCUCCAGUGUUUAUUCCAUCCGAACAACUAGACCGUUUCCCAUACCAGCCCUUCCAUCCUGCACCACUGACAAGGGGAAGCCAGGCUGGAAAAUCCAGAGGAACUUUUGAAGUCAAUUCGAGGAGACAAUAAGCCAGUAAUAACAAAAAAAAAAACAAUUAUAUUAUCAAUGUUUGUACAACAUUUACACAUCAAGUCUCUUCAUUAAAAUUCACAUUAUCUAGAGAUUGGAUUCCCUGUAAAUCAUCAAGAGCACGGCCACAGUUUCGAACUUUUCCUUCAACAAGAGUUAACUUCUCUUUGAUUUCAUUGUUUUGAGAUGUAAUUUUUUGUUCCUGCACCUCAAGUGUUUUUAUCUCUUUCUCUAACUUGUCUAACUCUUGUUUCUUCUGUUGUAAAAGUAAGGAUUUUUCAAUUCUCUGAUUAACAACCUGGUCCAAUCUUGAAUCUGUAUCUAAAAAAAAAAAGAAAAGAAAAACAUUAAAAAAAUAGAGAAACAAAUAUUUAAAGGAGCUAAAUCGCUAACAUUUGGGACCUAGAAAUUGACACAAUUGGGUCGCAACGCAUAUAAUACUGUAAUAUGAAUGUAUAUAAACUGAUUUAUAUUCAAUAGAGAAACAAAUAU